CUGGGGAUGAACAAGUUUCAAGAGAAGAAUGGUGGGAUGACCAAAUCUGCAGACCUAGGCUUCAGGAAACAGAUGAGUUUCACUAACUCAUACUUCUACAACUCAAAACCUCAUUUUUGAGGAAGAGUCACCGAAGAGAACUUAGACCGUUCCUUGCAUCUUGAAAAGCAAGAUGUCAAGAAACAGGGCAGGAAGAAGGUCACAGGAGCCGCAAUUGGCAAUGAGAGUUAUGGACCUCUACACAAUCAGAAAUAAGUAUGGAUACAAGCAUGACCUUUCUAAGAAAUCAGAUACUACUAAAGAGAUCUUAUCUGGCUCAAAACUUCCGACAAAGAAGCAUUUCGGGGGAAAUUUCAAGAAUUUUCCUACCAAGAAUCACAUUUAUGCCCAUAGUCAAAAGAAGACAUUCACUUCUUCACAGGUUAAAUCAAUCCCUGUAUCCACAACUGCGAAUUUCUUAGGGACUUCUAGUUGUCAAGACGUUGACGUGCUCCAAGGUUUCCAUAAGAAGAAGGUGAAAUACCGUCCUAUCCAGGCCAAAGAUGCUAUAAACUACAAGUCCUGGGUGGAGAAACCCAAGCAAGACUUUUCCCAGACCCAAGUGAUCUCAAAGCCACAACUGGAGGUGUACCAAGAGACUAAAGAUGCUUACAGAAGGAACAAGUAUUUCCAAAGCAGAGGAGUCUUUAAUUCAUUAUGGUAAUUUAGAA
Moneuplotes crassus is the source of this 710-nucleotide messenger RNA. The record is from the annotation of a GenBank genome assembly. NCBI's taxonomy places the organism in Eukaryota, Ciliophora, Spirotrichea, Euplotida, Euplotidae.